Neomonachus schauinslandi (Hawaiian monk seal) is the source of this 1670-nucleotide messenger RNA. Its product is annotated as septin-7-like. Gene Ontology annotation, molecular function: GTP binding; GTPase activity; molecular adaptor activity. The record is from RefSeq and is a predicted model, not a curated record. Gene Ontology annotation, biological process: cilium assembly; cytoskeleton-dependent cytokinesis. Lineage: Eukaryota; Metazoa; Chordata; Mammalia; Carnivora; Phocidae. Gene Ontology annotation, cellular component: microtubule cytoskeleton; septin complex; septin ring.
GCUGAGGAGAGGAGCGUCAACAGCAGCACCAUGGUAGCUCAACAGAAGAACCUUGAAGGCUAUGUGGGAUUUGCAAAUCUCCCAAAUCAAGUAUAUAGAAAAUCAGUGAAGGGAGGGUUUGAAUUCACACUUAUGGUUGUGGGUGAAUCUGGACUCGGGAAGUCAACAUUAAUCAACUCAUUAUUCCUCACAGAUUUGUAUUCUCCAGAGUAUCCAGGUCCAUCCCAUAGAAUAAAAAAGACUGUACAGGUGGAACAAUCCAAAGUUUUAAUCAAAGAAGGUGGUGUUCAGUUGCUGCUCACAAUAGUUGAUACCCCAGGAUUUGGAGAUGCGGUGGAUAAUAGUAAUUGCUGGCAGCCUGUUAUUGACUACAUUGAUAAAUUUGAGGACUACCUAAAUGCAGAAUCUUGAGUGAACAGACGUCAGAUCCCUGAUAACAGGGUGCAGUGUUGUUUAUACUUCAUUGCUCCUUCAGGACAUGGACUUAAACCAUUGGAUAUUGAGUUUAUGAAGCGUUUGCAUGAAAAAGUGAAUAUCAUUCCACUUAUUGCCAAAGCAGACACACUCACUCCAGAGGAGUGCCAACAGUUUAAAAAACAGAUAAUGAAAGAAAUCCAAGAACAUAAAAUUAAAAUAUAUGAAUUUCCAGAGACAGAUGAUGAAGAAGAAAAUAAGCUUGUUAAAAAGAUAAAGGACUGUUUACCUCUUGCUGUGGUAGGUAGUAAUACUAUCAUUGAAGUUAAUGGCAAAAGGGUCAGAGGAAGGCAGUAUCCUUGGGGUGUUGCUGAAGUUGAAAAUGGUGAACAUUGUGAUUUUACAAUUCUAAGAAAUAUGUUGAUAAGGACACACAUGCAGGACUUGAAAGAUGUUACUAAUAAUGUACACUAUGAGAACUACCAAAGCAGAAAACUGGCAGCUGUGACUUAUAAUGGAGUUGAUAAUAACAAGAAUAAAGGGCAGCUUACCAAGAGCCCUCUUGCACAAAUGGAAGAAGAAAGAAGGGAGCAUGUAGCUAAGAUGAAGAAGAUGGAGAUGGAGAUGGAGCAGGUGUUUGAGAUGAAGGUCAAAGAAAAAGUUCAAAAACUGAAGGAUUCAGAAGCUGAGCUCCAAAGGUGCCAUGAGCAAAUGAAAAAGAAUUUGGAAGCACAACACAAAGAAUUAGAGGAAAAACGUCGUCAGUUUGAAGAUGAGAAAGCAAACUGGGAAGCCCAACAACGUAUUUUAGAACAACAGAACUCUUCCAGAACCUUGGAAAAGAACAAGAAGAAAGGGAAGAUCUUUUAAACCCUCUACUGACCACCAGUUACAUAUUAGUUGCCAAUAUGCCAGCUUGGACAUCAGUGUUUGUUGGAUCCGUUUGACCAAUUUGCACCAGUUUUAUCCUUAAUGAUGGAUUUAACAGCAUGACAAAAAUUAUUAUUUUUUUGUUCUUGAUGGAGAUUAAGAUGCCUUGAAUUGUCUAGGGUGUGUGUACUUAGAAACUAACAGCUCUAAGUACCUUUCCUACUUUUUUUUUAUUAAACAGAUGUCUUCAAUUUAAUGCAAGAAAACAUUUUACUGUUGUACAAUCAUGUUCUGGUGGUUUGAUUGUUUACAGGAUAUUCCAAAAUAAAAGGACUCUGGAAGGUUUUCAUUGAGGAUAAAUUGCCAUAAUAUGAUGCAAACUAUGC